AUGCAAGAGACUCUGGAUAAAAUUCAAAUGCACGGUGAUUACCCUUGUCAGCAAGUUGACCUAAAAAGUAAAUUUGUGUCAGAUAGAAACAUUUCUUCAAAGAAUUUGCUUCAAAAAACAAAGUUAUCUUCUUCACAUGAAAUGGCCAGUACGCAGAAUUUGCCUCAAAGGUCUUAUGAGAGAAAUCCAAACUCUGGAAUAAAUCGUCAUCACCACUGUGAGCAUUCCCAAUGCUUCGGGCAAUCAGACCUAGCGCAUUUCCACGACGAUGUUCGAUGCGAAAAAUCGGUCCAAACUAUAUCCAACCGGUUAUCGCAACAUUAUGACCGUGCUUUCAAUGAGGGAGACCUCAGAAAAGAUAAUGAUGGUGAACAACUUUGGGAACUUCUUCAUAAAGUGAAUGAAGCGUUGGAAACGUAUAAUAAGAUUAAUCGCAGUCACCGGGGAGAGAAGAGAAGCGUCGAACAGGAAUUGAUUUUUCAAAUUCAUGAAAUUCUAAAGAGAGAAGAAGACAGAACCUUGUAUGCACCAAGAGACGUCGAAUUACAGCGGACGGAAAACAGGUUUUCAUCUCGUGGCCGCAUGCACUUUCAGUCAUCAGACCGUUUUUCACGACGUGACGAAGCAACCAUCGAUGAUGGUUUUCACCAAGAUGCCUAUAGCAAUAAGUGCAUGCCACCCCGAGGAAAUCAUGAUAUUAACGUGCACAAGCGUUGUUUUGGAAAUGACGCAGAUGUUUUACGUCGAGGUGAUUCAAACAUGAUCGCGGAAGAUCGGUUUACGGGAGCAUCGCUGGAAUAUUGGGGAAGACAUUCGAUUGAUAGUGUAGAACACACGUUGUCACAUUCCGAAUGGUUCGGAUCCCCGAAAUGGCAACAGAAUCAACAAGACUGGUUCAACAAUGACAUCCAAAAUCCCAAUCGAAUAUUAUAUGAAAACUACGCAUACAUGUAA
Messenger RNA from Acaulospora morrowiae, 954 nucleotides. Lineage: Eukaryota; Fungi; Glomeromycota; Glomeromycetes; Diversisporales; Acaulosporaceae. The record is from the annotation of a GenBank genome assembly.